AUGGCGCACGUCUUCGGCGACAGCGAGAAGGAGUCGGAAUUCGGCUACGUGUACAAGGUCUCGGGACCCUUGGUGAUCGCCGAGAACAUGCACUGCGCCGCCAUGUACGAGCUGCGUUGUGCGCGUGGGAUCAUCAAGUUGGAGACCACGAACGCGUCCAUCCAGGUGAACGAGGACACAUCCGGCCUGACGGUGGGCGACCCCGUGGAGCGCCGCAAGCAGUCGCUGUCCGUGGAGCUCGGGCCGGGCAUCGUGGACAACAUCUUCGACGGCAUCCAGCGCCCGCUGCACGCCAUCAGCGACCUGGCCAAGGACGUGUACAUCUCCGCGGCAUCUUGUCCCAGCGUCUUCGGCACCAUGGUCAAGAUCUACGGCGCCGGCAUCGACAACGAGUUUUUCACGCUCAACGACACGGUGCUCGAGGUGUGCGAUGGCACCACGGCCGUCACGUGCAAGCUUGACGCAUCGCACAGGUGGCCCCUCGCCGGCCAGCACAUUAUCGACACGCUGUUCCUCUCCGUGCUGGGCGGAUCAUGUGCCGUGCCCGGCGCUGUCGGAUGCGACAAGACGGUCAUCUCACAGGCGCUGUUUAAGCACUCCAACUUGGACGCCAUCGUGUACGUGGGCUGCGGCAAGCGCGGUAACGGGAUGGCCGAGGUGCUGAACGACUUCCCCGAGCUCACGAUGGCGAUCAACGACCGCGAGGUGCCCAUCCUGAAGCGCAAGACGCUGGUGACCAACACCAGUAAAAUGCCCGUGGCUGCACGUGAGGCCUCGAUCUACACCGGUAUCACUCUGGCCGAGUACUUCUGUGACCAGGGCACGAACGUGUCCGUGAUGGCCGACUCCACGAGUCGUUGGGCCGGUGAUCGCUGCGUGAAAUCUCGGGUCGUCUGGGGCUACCCCGCUUACCUGGGCGCAGCUCGUCUGGCCGCCUUCUACGAGCGUGGCCGUGAAGGCAGUGUGACUGUCGUGGGCGCCGUCUCGCCUCCUGGUGGUGAUUUCUCGGACCCCGCGACGGCCAUCACUCUGAGUACUGCGCAGGUCUUCUGGGGUCUGGACAAGACGCUGGUCCAGCGCAAGCGCCUCCCGCCCUACAUGCGCGUGCUGAAGACCUUCUUCAACAAGAUCGACCCGGAGUACUUGACGCUGCGCACCAAGUGCCAGGAGAUUCUGCAGAAGGAGGACAACCUGACGGAGAUCGUGCUGCUGGUGAGCAAGGAGUCGCUGUCCGAGGACCCGAAGGCUAGGAGCGACUUCACGUGUCCGCUGACCAAGAGCGUGGGCAUACUGCGCUCCAUCAUCCGCUUCUACGACCUGAGCCAGGACGACUCGCCGCCCGACGCCAAGGUAAUGUUAGUGCAGCGCAGGAAAUGA
Phytophthora sojae is the source of this 1377-nucleotide messenger RNA. RefSeq lists its product as hypothetical. The record is from RefSeq and is a predicted model, not a curated record. Gene Ontology annotation, molecular function: proton-transporting ATPase activity, rotational mechanism; ATP binding. Gene Ontology annotation, biological process: ATP metabolic process; proton transmembrane transport. Bases 1 to 1377 code for a protein of 458 amino acids. Lineage: Eukaryota; Oomycota; Peronosporomycetes; Peronosporales; Peronosporaceae. The transcript has 9 exons.